AUGGUGGAGAUAACUGAAAAUGGAGGUGGUUCAGAUUGUGAUUUUAGUGGAGGAUCCAGCGGUUUUGGUGGUGGCACUGGCACCGGCACCGGAAAUUUAUUAAUUUCUCUGGUAAUAACUGUGGAUCCGGUGGUUUUGCUGGAGGAUAUGAUAUCAGAGCCCGUACCGGAAAUGAUAUCGGAGUAUUCGUCGGAUUUAACGUCAGAUUUGUCUUCGGGAGAGUUGUCAGAAGUGACGCCAGAAUCCUUGUCGGAAGUUAUGCCGGAGUCAUUGAAGAAGAUGUCGCCGAAGAUAACGUCGGAUUUGUCAUUGGAAGAGUCGCCGGAUACCUUGCCAGAAUUGAUGAUGUUGACGGAAGUGACGAUGUUGCCGGAAAUGUCACCGGAGAUGUUGCCGGAAGUGACAUCAUGGCCGGAAAUAUCAUCGGAGAUGAUUUUUGUAGAUCAUAAAUUUUUUUGA
Molecule: messenger RNA, 459 nt
Organism: Vicia faba (fava bean)
Lineage: Eukaryota; Viridiplantae; Streptophyta; Magnoliopsida; Fabales; Fabaceae
Source: the annotation of a GenBank genome assembly